Molecule: messenger RNA, 4853 nt
Organism: Salvelinus fontinalis (brook trout)
Lineage: Eukaryota; Metazoa; Chordata; Actinopteri; Salmoniformes; Salmonidae
Exons: 2
Coding region: 2320-3231 (303 amino acids)
Source: RefSeq, a predicted model, not a curated record
CAUGGAGUGACUUAUUAUAUAAGUGAAGUGUUGUGUGUUUUUAGGCUCAAGGGUACUGCAUGGAUGGCAACAAAUCACAAGGGAACAACAAAUCACUAAGGAGCAUAUCCUGAAUGCUUACCCUGCAUAACUCCAUGAGAGAGGAUGACACACCAGCAGACACACACACACACACACACACACAGACCGUGGGAGUGCAGCAGUAUUACCAUGUACUUAUACUACAUGGAAAGCUAAUCCCUCCUAUUCCAGAUUAUGGGCUAACUGGAUUAUACCUGCCUACGGAUAUAUGAUAUUGUACCAGCUAGCUACCUCAGCACAGAGACACAUUGCAAACCCAAUCCCUACACCUGUCAGUUAUCACUCUCCUCUCCACCUACUCUCCUCUCCCUUGCUCUCACCUUGUUUCACUAACACAUUGAUUAACCUUAAUAUUAACCGUGACCUUACCAGUUUCAUGCCGUCCCUAGGAGAGGUGCGUCACUUGAGUGGCUGGAGUCACUGACGUGAUCUUCCUGUCUGGGUUGGAGCCCCCCCUUGGGUUGUGCCGUGGUGGAGAUCUUUGUGGGCUAUACUCGGCCUUGUCUCAGGAUGGACCUGAGCCCUAGGACCAUGCCUCAGGACUACCUGGCAUGAUGACUCCUUGCUGUCCCCAGUCCAUCUGGCCGUGCUGCUGCUCCAGUUUCAACUGUUCUGCCUGCGGCUAUGGAACCCUGACCUGUUCACCGGACGUGCUACAUGUCCCAGACCUGCUGUUUUCAACUCUCUAGAGACAGCAGGAGCGGUAGAGAUACUCUCAAUGAUCGGCUAUGAAAAGCCAACUGACAUUUACUCCUGAGGUGCUGACUUGCUGCACCCUCGACAACUACUGUGAUUAUUAUUAUUUGACCAUGCUGGUCAUUUAUGAACAUUUUAACAUCUUGGCCAUGUUCUGUUAUAAUCUCCACCCGGCACAGCCAGAAGAGGACUGGCCACCCCUCAUAGCCUGGUUCCUCUCAAGUUUUCUUCCUAGGUUUUGGCCUUUCUAGGGAGUUUUUCCUAGCCACCGUGCUUCUACAUCUGCAUUGCUUGCUGUUUGGGGUUUUAGGCUGGGUUUCUGUACAGCACUUUGAGAUAUCAGCUGAUGUACGAAGGGCUAUAUAAAUACAUUUGAUUUGAUUUGUGAUUGUGGUUCAAUCAUCCCUGUGAUCGCUAUGACCUUUGACCUGGUUUAACCUAUUAAAAUGUCCAUUCAGAUUGGAAUGCCAUUACUCAGAUUCUACAUCGAUCUCUGUGAUGUUAAUCAUCAUCAAAAGAGGGAACCAACAAGGUGGUUAUUAUUGACUGGUCAACGUGAAUUGGUUACAUUGUCUUUUAUUGGUGUCAUAAACGCCUUGAUGAUGCUUCAGUUAGAGCAGGUCUAGCCUGAGGACCAUAAGUAACCAAUCAUCAACGCAUACACACACACACAAAGAGGAUCAUUAUAGUGAAAAAUCAGCAACACUGUCAUUGAGUCUCCUUCAUAAUAAAGCAUCAGCUUGAGGUCACUGUUAAAGACUCAGAAGAUAAUAAAAUACCCAAAUCCCUCUGACAGAAAAGCUAUUUUCAGUCUUUUGUUCCUUCCAGCUAAAAGGCCUGUGUCUGCUUGUUACUGGUCUUUAUGUUUCCUCAUUUGGCCAGCUAAUUGCUCACAAUGCACAGAUCCUCAGGAGCAAAAUGCAGGCUGGGAAGAGGGAGAAAAGGGGAUAGGAGUGGGGAGAGAGAGAGAGCGAGACAAGGGAGAAAGAAAGAGAUCUGAUGCCCUCUGACCUUUCAAUGAGCGGUAAACCAAUUGUGUCCCCAUUGUCUUGGGCCCCAUUGCCUACCAACCCAUCCCUGGAGAAUGUGUGUGUGUGUGCACGCGUUCCGUGAUUGGAAUAAAUACUGAAUUGCUAACAGUCAUGCAUCAAUGGUUUGUAAUUUGGUUCAUAACUUCCACUUGUAUGACAUCCACCAAUUUAAUUAUUGUAAACAGAUCAUGUGGAAAUCAAAUGACAACUUUAUUAGUUACAUAUUGCUGACAGUAUCAGCCAGACACCAUAUGUGAAUUGAUUGCCCCCCAUCUAUCUUCAGAGCUCGUGCUGCUAGGUGACCUAAACUGGGACAUGCUUAACACCCCAGCCAUCCUACAAUCUACGCUUGAUGCCCUCAAUCUCACACAAAUUAUCAAUGAACCUACCAGGUACCACCCCAAAGCCAUAAACACGGGCACCCUCAUAGAUAUCAUCCUAACCAACCUGCCCUCUAAAUACACCGCUGCUGUUUUCAACCAAGAUCACUGCCUCAUUGCCUGCAUCCGUAAUGGGUCAGCGGUCAAACGACCUCCACUCAUCACUGUCAAAACGCUCCCUGAAACACUUCAGCGAGCAGGCCUUUCUAAUCGACCUGGCCCGGGUAUCCUGGAAGGAUAUUAACCUCAUCCCAUCAGAGGACGCCUGGUUAUUUUUAAAAAAUGCCUUCCUCACCAUCUUAAAUAAGCAUGCCCCAUUCAAGAAAUUUAGAACCAGGAACAGAUAUAGCCCUUGGUUCUCUCCAGACCUGACUGCCCUUAACCAACACAAAAACAUCCUAUGGUGUGCUGCAUUAGCAUCGAACAGCCCCCGUGAUAUGCAACUUUUCAAGGAAGUUAGAAACCAAUAUACACAGGCAGUUAGAAAAGCCAAGGAUAGCUUUUUCAAGCAGAAAUUUGCAUCCUGCAACACAAACUCAAAAAAGUUCUGGGACAGUGUAAAGUCCAUGGAGAAUAAGAACACCUCCUCCCAGUUGCCCACUGCACUGAGGAUAGGAAACUCUGUCACCACCGAUAAAUCCACUAUAAUUGAGAAUUUCAAUAAGCAUUUUUCUACGGCUGGCCAUGCUUUCCACCUGGCUACCCCUACCCCGGUCAACAGCACUGCACCCCCCACAGCAACUCGCCCAAGCCUUCCCCAUUUAUCCUUCACCCAAAUCCAGUCAGCUGAUGUUCUGAAAGAGCUGCAAAAUCUGGACCCCUACAAAUCAACCGGGCUAGAUAAUCUGGACCCUCUCUUUCUAAAAUUAUCUGCCGAAUGCAAACACUUGUUGCAACCCCUAUUACUAGCCUGUUCAACAUCUUUCGUAUCAUCUGAGAUCCCCAAAGAUUGUAAAGCUGCCGAGGUCAUCCCCCUCUUCAAGGGGAGACACUCUAGACCCAAACUGCUACAGACCUAUAUCUAUCCUACCCUGCCUUUCUAAGGUCUUCAAAAGCCAAGUUAACAAACAGAUUACCGACCAUUUCGAAUCCCACCGUACCUUCUCUGCUAUGCAAUCUGGUAUCAGAGCUGGUCAUGGGUGCACCUCAGCCACGCUCAAGGUCCUAAACGAUAUUUUAACCGCCAUCGAUAAACAAUACUGUGCAGCCGUAUUCAUUGACCUGGCCAAGGCCUUCGACUCUGUCAAUCACCACAUCCUCAUCGGCAGACUCGAUAGCCUUGGUUUCUUAAAUGAUUGCCUCGCCUGGUUCACCAACUACUUCUAUGAUAGAGUUCAAUGUGUCACAUAGGAGGGCCUGUUGUCCGGGCCUCUGGCAGUCUCUAUGGGAGUGCCACAGGGUUCAAUUCUCAGGCCGACUCUCUUCUCUGUAUACAUCAAUGAUGUCGCUCUUGCUGCUGGUGAUUCUCUGAUCCAGCUUUAUGCAGACAACACCAUUCUGUAUACUUCUGGCCCUUCUUUGGACACGGUGUUAACUAACCUCCAGAUGAGCUUCAAUGCCAUACAACUCUCCUUCCGUGGCCUCCAACUGCUCUUAAAUACAAGUAACACUAAAUGAUUGCUCUUCAACCAAUCGCUGCCGACACCUGCCCGCCCGUCCAGCAUCACUACUCCAGACGGUUCUGACUUAGAAUAUGUGGACAACUACAAAUACCUAGGUGUCUGGUUAGACUGUAAACUCUCCUUCCAGACUCAUAUCAAACAUCUCCAAUCCAAAGUUAAAUCUAGAAUUGGCUUCCUAUUUCGCAACAACGCAUCCUUCACUCAUGCUGCCAAACAUACCCUCGUAAAACUGACCAUCCUACCGAUCCUCGACUUCGGCAAUGUCAUUUACAAAAUAGCCUCCAAUACCCUACUCAAUAAAUUGGAUGCAGUCUAUCACAGUGCCAUCCGUUUUGUCACCAAAGCCCCAUAUACUAUCCACCACUGUGACCUGUAUGCUCUCGUUGGCUGGCCCUUACUUCAUACUCGUCGCCAAACCCACUGGCUCCAGGUCAUCUUCAGGUUACCUGCUAGGUAAAGUCCCCCCCUAUCUCAGCUCGCUGGUCACCAUAGCAGCACCCACCUGUAGCACAUGCUCAAGCAGGUAUAUUUCACCGGUCACCCCCAAAGCCAAUUCCUCCUUUGGCCGCCUCUCCUUCCAGUUCUCUGCUGCCAAUGACUGGAACGAACUUCAAAAAUCUCUGAAACUGGAAACACUUAUCUCCCUCACUAGCUUUAAGCACCAGCUGUCAGAGCAGCUCACAGCACCUGUACAUAGCCCAUCUAUAAUUUAGCCCAAACAACUACCUCUUCCCCUACUGUAUUUAUUUAUUUACCUCCUUUGCACCCCAUUAUUUUUGUUUCUACUUUGCACAUUCUUCCACUGCAAAUCUACCAUUCCAGUGUUUUACUUGCUAUAUUGUAUUUACUUCGCCACCAUGGCCUUUUUUUGCCUUUUACCUCCCUUAUCUCACCUAAUUUGCUCACAUUGUAUAUAGACUUAUUUUUCUACUGUAUUAUUGACUGUAUGUUUGUUUUACUCCAUGUGUAACUCUGUGUUGUUGUGUGUGUCGAACUGCUUUGCUUUAUCUUGGCCAGGUCGCAAUUGUAAAUGAGAACUUGUU